AUGAACACCCUCUUUACCAUCGCCUUAUGUUUGACCUUCGCCGCUACCACCCUUGCUUUUAAUCCAAUGAUGGGCGGUAUGGGUAUGAUGGGUGGUAUGGGUAUGAUGGGAGGUAUGGGUAUGAUGGACCCCUACAUGAUGGGCAUGGGAGGACUUGGUAUGAUGGGAGGUAUGGGAGGACUUGGUAUGAUGGGAGGUAUGGGAGGUAUGGGUAUGAUGGGUGGUAUGUACAACCCAAUGAUGAUGGGUUAUGGUGGACUCGGUAUGCUCGGUGGAAUGGGCGGAUACGGUAUGAUGGGCGGUAUGCUCGGUGGAAUGGGCGGAUACGUUAUUUUGGUCAUUGCCUCAGAUACGUUCAAAUUCGACAAGGCGAUAAAUUUAACAAUAACGGAUAACAAAAUCAAAUAUAAACUGAAAUUACUUGUGGGGGUUGUCAUGCAUGGUUAUAUCCAUUCGGCAACCCUCGACAGUUUCCGUAAAGCUUAA
Messenger RNA from Lottia gigantea (owl limpet), 486 nucleotides. RefSeq lists its product as hypothetical. The transcript is spliced from 2 exons. The record is from RefSeq and is a predicted model, not a curated record. The coding region runs from base 1 to 486 and encodes 161 amino acids. Lineage: Eukaryota; Metazoa; Mollusca; Gastropoda; Lottiidae.